AUUAGAUCUUCCUUUGACAUCCUGAAACCAGAUGACAUGGAUAAAAUUAACCAGACAUUUCUGCUAGAAUUUCUUCUUCUGGGUCUUUCUGGUUACCCAAAGAUUGAGAUUGCUUACUAUGUUCUAAUUCUAAUUAUGUAUCUAGUGAUUCUAAUUGGCAACAGUGUUCUGAUCAUAGCAAGCAUCUCUGAUUCCCAUCUUCACACCCUCAUGUACUUCUUUCUGGGAAACCUCUCUUUUCUGGAUAUCUGCUAUACAUCUUCCUCUGUUCCCUCAACUUUGGUGAGCUUAAUCUCAAAGAAAAGGAACAUUUCCUUCUCCGGAUGUGCAGUGCAGAUGUUCUUAGGAUUUGCAAUGGGAUCAACAGAAUGUUUGCUCCUUGGCAUGAUGGCUUUUGACCGCUACGUGGCCAUCUGUAACCCUCUGAGAUACCCUGUCAUCAUGAGCAAGGUGGUGUAUGUACUAAUGGCUUCUGUGUCAUGGCUCUCUGGCGGAAUCAACUCAAUAGUACAAACAUCUCUUGCCAUGCGAUUGCCUUUCUGUAAGAAUAAUGUUAUCAAUCACUUCACAUGUGAAAUAUUAGCUGUUCUCAAGCUAGCUUGUGCUGAUAUAUCCCUAAAUAUUAUCACCAUGACAAUAUCAAAUGUGGCAUUUCUAGUUCUCCCACUGCUGAUCAUUUUUUUCUCCUACAUGUUCAUCCUCUACACCAUCUUGAGAAUGAACUCAGCCACAGGGAGACGCAAGGCCUUUUCCACCUGUUCAGCACAUCUGGCUGUGGUAAUUAUAUUUUAUGGUACCAUCUUGUUUAUGUACGCCAAACCCAAGUCUCAAGAACUCCCUGGAGAAAACAACUUGCAAACUUCUGACAAGCUCAUUUCCCUGUUUUAUGGUGUAGUGACACCUAUGAUAAAUCCUAUGAUCUAUAGCUUGAGGAAUAAGGAUGUGAAAGCUGCUGUAAAAUAUUUGCUAAACCAAAAACCUAUCCAAUAA
Molecule: messenger RNA, 990 nt
Organism: Hippopotamus amphibius kiboko
Lineage: Eukaryota; Metazoa; Chordata; Mammalia; Artiodactyla; Hippopotamidae
Product: olfactory receptor 13C3
Exons: 1
Coding region: 37-990 (317 amino acids)
Biological process (GO): G protein-coupled receptor signaling pathway
Cellular component (GO): membrane
Molecular function (GO): olfactory receptor activity; G protein-coupled receptor activity
Source: RefSeq, a predicted model, not a curated record